Messenger RNA from Vidua chalybeata, 2833 nucleotides. RefSeq names its product leptin receptor overlapping transcript like 1 (gene LEPROTL1). The transcript has 4 exons. The coding region runs from base 107 to 502 and encodes 131 amino acids. Gene Ontology annotation, cellular component: endosome. The record is from RefSeq and is a predicted model, not a curated record. Lineage: Eukaryota; Metazoa; Chordata; Aves; Passeriformes; Viduidae. Gene Ontology annotation, biological process: negative regulation of growth hormone receptor signaling pathway; late endosome to vacuole transport via multivesicular body sorting pathway.
GGCAGGGCACGCCCCUGCCCCUUACCGGAAGCGGCUUCCGCGCGGCAUUUCCGGUUCCUGGCGCGCGCCUCUCCGGUGCCGCGCGGCUGGCGGGAGAGGCGGCGCCAUGGCGGGAAUCAAAGCGCUGAUCAGCCUGUCCUUUGGGGGAGCGGUCGGACUGAUGUUCUUGAUGCUCGGAUGCGCCCUGCCCCAGUACAACCACUACUGGCCACUGUUUGUUCUGUUUUUUUACAUCCUUUCUCCUAUCCCGUACUGCAUAGCAAGAAGAUUGGUAGAUGACACGGAUGCUACAAGUAAUGCCUGCAAGGAGCUGGCCAUAUUCCUUACAACAGGCAUUGUGGUCUCAGCAUUUGGGCUGCCCAUAGUGUUUGCAAGAGCAGAACUGAUUUACUGGGGCGCAUGUGCACUCGUUCUCACCGGGAAUACGGUCAUCUUUGCCACCAUCCUAGGAUUUUUCUUGGUCUUUGGCAGCAAUGACGACUUCAGCUGGCAGCAGUGGUGAAAGGAAGAUAAGAGAACUAUCCACAGGCAUCUUGUCAUGCAGUGGCCAUCCAUACAAAUGAGAGAAUGGGCAAUAAAGAGAAGUAGCGUAGCAAGCCUCUUGAGUAUUCUAGAUGCUCCUUUUGACGUUGUUUGUUCUGAGUGUACUACUGUUGCUGACAGAGUUUCUACGUUUUAUGAAGUGGAGGGAUUAUUGAUUUCAUUUUUACCUAUGGUAUGUUUUUAGGUGCUCUCUUGGUUUAAAAUUGUCAUCCUUAUGUCCAAUGUUUUAUGUGAAGCUUUAAACCAGGAACAACAUUUAAACAUAGUUUCAAAGAUUUAAAGUUGGGGGAUUUUUGUUGGGGUUUUUCUUUGUUGGUGGUUUGUUUGGUUUUUUGGUUUUUUUUUUAAGUUAAGCAUUAACAUAGUAAUGUUUAAUUUCUUUGUUUUUAAUACCAAGAUUAAGUUAUAUACAAGCUGAAUGGAAGUAAAAGAUUGUCCACCACCAUUGCCAAUUACCAGAUCAAUAGAUUGUUGCUUUAUUUUAGCAGAGGCAAGGUGGGUUGGAGAGUACCGGUUGCAGAUUUUCUUCUGCCUAUACCUCAAACUGGGUGAUGAAUGUUGAUAGCCUUCAUUUCAGGAGAAAGCUGUGGAGCAGGUAAAGUUAUCUGGGAGAAAAGUCCUAAAUUUUAACACCACUAGCUCUUUUACCUGCUUUGUUAUUGAUUCUGUGGAUGUGACAUUCAAAUACUCUGUAAAUGUAUAGAUGCUGACAUACAAAACUGAAGUGUAUUGUAGGGGAAGUGAAAAUGAUGUUUAAAUUCCAUUUUUUAAAAAAAAGUAUCUUUUGAACUCUUUCUUAUAAGCAUUGUAUGGUUUUGAACUUUUAUGUCAACUUUUUACCACAAAGAUGGUAAAAUGUUCAUUUAUGGAACUACUGGUCUGUGUUAAUUUGAUGCAUAUACAAAGCUAUUUACUCCUCCCCAUUUUUAAUUUAUUUUAUACAUAGCAUAUAUAUAUAAAUAUAUAAUAAACCAGCUUUUAAAAUGUAGAUUAAAACUUCGUGUUAAAAUUGCCUAAGAAUGAGUUUUCCCACUUCCCCCUUUUUUUUUCUUCCCUCCUCAAUGCAGCUGAGGCACGACUUUUUUGGAAGUCAUUGGCUGAACUGAUUUCACUUGACUGUUUUUAAGUUCUUAUGCACUGUUGGUUAAUAAGAUUUACUGUUAUGUCUGUAACUGUAGCUUGUGUUCUGUAAGAUUGCACAUGUAGCUUCAAAGUAUUUAAGACAAGUUUUCUGCAUACCUCUCAAUUGUCCGGAUUUUUCAUUUGAAGAAAUCUGCCAUUGGACAUUCCAUCACAACACAGUUGAUGAGUACCGCUUAACCAGGUUUGCCUGUACCACGUGCAGUGAUGACCAAACUUACUUCUAAACUGUGUUUUUCAAAUCUUUAAAAACAAGUCUAUGAAACUUAACGAUGUGUAAUUGAAAGCUUAGGUUUUGCUCAACAGUAUGAAAGGGCAGAGAACUGCAGGUCUUGGCUGUAGUAUUUGUGUGUGGAUGCAAAUGAAGUAUAAAGUUUGCAUAUAUAUAUAUGUUUACAAAUGUAUAUGAAUAUACAAAGUCUGAUAGUAAUGGGGUGUGCUCCAGGAACUGAUAGUGGCAGCUGGGGGCAACUGGGGUGUAGGUACCUCCAUACACUGCUUUGUUAAUGUCCUGUGUGUGGAACAGAGGAACAAGCAGGUGCCAAGGCUCCAGAGCAGAUGUGUUUCAAGCAUAAGCAAGUGCUUCACCAGGCUGCCUGCAAUGGUGGCGUUUGGAGCUGCACAAGGGCUGUAGGAUCACUUGUUUCUUUCCCUUUUUCAGCAAGAUUUCUGCGCCCAUGCCCCCAGUACAAUGGACGCUUCAAAAAUCUUCCAAACCAGUGGCUAAAGUUGCAAUCCUCUGCAGUCCUUAUGGAGGAGGAAUCUCUAGGACUUGUACACAUAUGAUCUGUUACCUAUUACUUUUUCAUGGUCAGGAAUUGUUUUCUCCUUCUUUCCUGAAGCCAUGUAAUGCUACUCUCUGGAUCACUGGCCAUGGAGCUGACUCUGUAUGUAUUGGUGAUGCAUUUUUUGUUUGUUAAUUGUAUUACAGCAUUCUCGCCUUGCUUGCACACCAAGUACAUGCAGUAUUGCUCUGAUUCACGAGCGGGACACUUGAGAGGUAUGAUCCUUCCAUAUAAUAUGCACUGAGAUUGUGUUACCAUCCUUCUAGAGGGAAAAACUUUGAGCGAUACAAAUUUUAAAUAGCAAUCUUGAGUUCUGUAUGUUUAAUCAAAAAUACUCUAAUAAAAAGAGUAUUUUGUUUAAAGUA